CCAUUUUUUAUUUUUGAAAAUAUGUUGGCAAUACUGUGUCAAUUCAAUUGUUCUGUCACUAAUGUCGCUGUCACCUGUCAGUCCUGUAACCUCUCAAACUCAAAAAUUACUUUUCAUACAUCCUGCUCGAAUUCGUCAAAUUGUCUCUAGAUAUUUGAACCCUAAACAGUGUAAUAAACAAACACAAAAUGGCGUCACAAGUUAGUAAAAACCUCUUACAAAAAUCCCGAUUAUGGAGCGUUAUAUCCACCAAUUCCGCCAACUCGGUGAAAGAAAAGUGGCCAACAAAACGGUACUUCUCCAAUAGUAAUUCCAACAGCGAUAAAUCGGGAAUUACAGAUCUCAAAAACAUCAAAGUUACGAAUAUGCCACCAAUGAACGAACCAGUUAAAAACUUGCCUGCUGCGAUAUACACGAAUUUCAAAGAAGAAGACCAAAAGACCCAAAUUACGAUACUCUCCGAUGGUCUAACUGUUGCCUCGGAGAAUAGAUUCGGCGCCUUUUGCACUGUGGGGGUCGUAAUAGACUCCGGGUCGAGAUACGAAGUGGCCUAUCCCAGUGGAAUAGCACAUUUUUUAGAGAAACUUGCCUUUCAUUCAACCAAAAGCUACCCCGAUAAAGAUGAGAUGAUAAACAAAUUGGAACAGCACGGCGGUAUUUGCGAUAGCCAGGCUUCCAGGGACACCUUCAUUUACGCUGCAUCUGCAUAUACAUCAGGUCUAAACGACGUGAUCGAGAUACUAUCGGAAGCUACGGUGCGUCCCCGUAUAACCGAAGACGAAGUCAACCUGGCUCGACAAGCCGUACGUUUCGAACUGGAAACCCUCAACAUGCGCCCUGAACAAGAAACAAUCCUCACCGAUAUGAUUCAUGCCGCAGCUUACAACGACAACACCCUCGGCCUGCCCAAGCUGUGUCCCGCAGACAACGUCCACAAAAUCGAUCGCAAAAUCCUCCUCAAAUACCUCAGCAACCACUACACUCCGAAGAGAAUCGUUGUGGCCGGCGUAGGAGUCGAUCAUUCCGAGCUGGUGGAGCACGUGCAACGGCACUUCGUAGACACCCGGCCCAUAUGGGACGAUAAUAACAACAACGCCAACAAAUGCGACGACAGCAUAGCUCAGUACACGGGAGGCUUCGUGCAAGAGGAGUGCGAAAUACCCCAAUUCGCCUCGGCCGGUCUACCCGUACUAUCACACGUAGUCAUAGGAUUAGAGAGCUGUUCGCAUCGAGACACUGACUUUAUCGCCAUGUGCGUGUUGAACAUAAUGAUGGGCGGCGGCGGUUCCUUCAGCGCCGGCGGUCCCGGUAAAGGAAUGUACACCAGAUUGUACGUGAACGUUUUGAACCGAUACCACUGGAUGUACAGCGCUACGGCUUGCAAUCACGCCUACAGCGACACGGGGCUGUUUUGCAUCCACGCCAGCGCGCCCCCGAAUCACCUCAAAGAUAUGGUGGAGGUGAUUGUUCGAGAGAUGUCAUCGAUGCCCAACAACAUCACCGAUGACGAGCUGGCCAGGGCUAAAACGCAGUUGCAGUCUAUGUUGCUGAUGAAUUUGGAAUCCAGGCCGGUGAUGUUCGAAGAUAUCGGCAGGCAAGUGCUGGCUUCGGGGAUGAGGAAACGACCCAAGUACUUCAUUGAUGAGAUCGAUAAGGUCAGUAGGGACGAUGUGGUAAGGGUGGCUAAAAGGUUGCUGAAGUCGCAGCCUUCGGUGGCUGCUAGAGGAGAUUUGAGGAAGAUGCCCACAUUGGAGUGGAUUCAAUCCGGGUUGAAUGGGUCGGGAAGGGUGGAUGGCGUUAGAAAAUUGUCGUUGUUUAGGUAGGCUCUCGAGGGGAAUUCGGUGUUGCUUUCGAGUAUUGUGGAAAUUAUGGUACUUUAAAUGUGUUGCAUAGCGAAGAAAUCGGGGUGAAAGGGAGAGCGUGAAGAUCGUAAUAAAAGAAAUAGACUUUUCAUCUUCAUAGGAUGAUACACAUACAGUAACUUGUUUAUAAAAAAAUUACUGCAAAAAUUGUUUGUGUAUUAUUUUUCCCGUGAGUCAAACAUUGAAAUGAUUGUAUGAAACUGUUAUAGAUUUUUUUUCAAUUUUGUGUUUGUAGAAAAAU
This is a messenger RNA of Phyllotreta striolata, 2103 nucleotides long. The record is from the annotation of a GenBank genome assembly. NCBI's taxonomy places the organism in Eukaryota, Metazoa, Arthropoda, Insecta, Coleoptera, Chrysomelidae.